UUAGCACCAACAAUUGACAUAUUCACUAGUGCAUGCAAAACUACUCAAGAGACAAAACAUAAAAAAGAUAAGAAUAGAAAACAGAGUAGAGAGAUUGAGUUGAGAUAUGGCUUCUAUGGUUAUGACAGCCUCCUCAUUCGCAAGUGGCUCAGCCAUGACCAUGGCCAAGCCCACCACAACAACAAGCCGCCGGGGUGUCAUGGUGGCUGCCAAGGCCUCAGCAGCAGCAGCCUCAGAGGGUGAGAAGGUGAGCUUGCAAAUGAAGAAGAACAAGGAAGAGAGCAGCAGUGGGAGGAGAGACUUGAUGAUGGCCGUGGCAGCGGCGGCUGUCUGCUCCAUUGCCAAGGUUGCCAUGGCUGAUGAGCCACCAAGGGGAACCCCAGAAGCCAAGAAGAAGUAUGCUCCUGUUUGUGUCACAAUGCCAACAGCUCGUAUCUGCCGCAAGUGAGGAAGUAGCACUAGUUGUUUUUCUUGAUCCACUUGUUAAAAUGUUGAUUGGUGGUGGUGGUGCUGUAUAAUUGUAAAAUUUGUAUUGCUCUCAUAUCCUUUUUAUUUGAACAAUCCAGUUCUUCUA
Messenger RNA from Humulus lupulus (European hop), 574 nucleotides. RefSeq names its product photosystem II 5 kDa protein, chloroplastic. Lineage: Eukaryota; Viridiplantae; Streptophyta; Magnoliopsida; Rosales; Cannabaceae. The record is from RefSeq and is a predicted model, not a curated record. The coding region runs from base 107 to 448 and encodes 113 amino acids. The transcript has a single exon.